Hydractinia symbiolongicarpus is the source of this 994-nucleotide messenger RNA. RefSeq lists its product as uncharacterized. Gene Ontology annotation, molecular function: protein binding. The transcript is spliced from 7 exons. The record is from RefSeq and is a predicted model, not a curated record. The coding region runs from base 73 to 801 and encodes 242 amino acids. Lineage: Eukaryota; Metazoa; Cnidaria; Hydrozoa; Anthoathecata; Hydractiniidae.
AAAAAUAAUUUAAGAAAGAUUGUAUAAAUUGUUAAAGGAAAAAUUAAUGAAUUCAAUUUACCUGCAUGAAGAAUGAGGAAAAUGAGAGGAUUGAUCUUGCAUACAAUGUGGAGAAGAGCGCUGCAUCAAAAUGUUUUACAAAAAAAAAUAAAGAAUUUCCUGUCACCAGCCCUCCGAUACAGAAUGGCUAGUAACUCCACAUUAACUUAUCAGGAUGUUCUACAUUUUUGGUUUGAAGAACCUAAGAACAAUCAAGAGAGAAUGAAGUUAUGGUUCGGUGGUGGGCCUGAACAGGAUUCUUUAAUCAAAGAUAAAUUCGGAGACUUAGUAAAGCAAGCACGUAAUGGUGAAUUAUCGCAUUGGGAGGAUUUAAGUUGUGGAGGUCCCAAGUCUGGUUUAGCGUUUGUCCUAUUAAUCGAUCAGUUCUGCAGAAACAUUUAUAGGGGGACAGGAGAUAUGUUCAGCCAUGAUCACAAAGCUUUAGCAGUUGCUUUAAAGAUUAUAAAUGAAGGUUCAUACAAACAGUUCACUCCGGCUGAAAGAUUCUGUUUAUAUUUACCACUUGAACAUCAUGAAGAUAAAGAAACACAGGUGCGAUGUUUAGAACUUUAUACUGAGUUGGCGGAGGAAACUAAAGGAACUGAAGAUGCAAUGUUUGGUGAAUCAGGAGUAAAAUAUAGUUUACAACACAAAGGAUUGAUCGAUCGGUUUGGGAGAUAUCCAAAACGAAAUGCGCCAUUAGGUCGUAACAAUACUCCCGAAGAAGAAAAGUUUUUGAAGGAGGAAAAGUUCGAUUUCUAGUCCUUAUCCAACUUCAACAAGAUUUUUUAAAGAAGUUGCGAUUUACGUAUUUUAACAUAUGCAUCCAUCUCCACACUUGUGGGUUAUAUAUUUCAUUCCAUACCAUAUAUUCGAUUUUUUUUUUCUUUUUUGUUCAUUAUUUACACUAUUUUAUUACAAAUUAUUUAUUAUUAAUAUAAUAUAGCACCAUAAA